Maudiozyma saulgeensis is the source of this 870-nucleotide messenger RNA. The record is from the annotation of a GenBank genome assembly. Lineage: Eukaryota; Fungi; Ascomycota; Saccharomycetes; Saccharomycetales; Saccharomycetaceae.
AUGAACGCAGCAAACGGCAGUAAAGUUGCUAAUUUAAUUACCAAAUUAGCCAUUCCAGCAGGUUUAAUCCUAACAGGGAUUGAUUAUUCCAUGUAUGAUGUUAAAGGUGGAUCUCGUGGUGUCAUUUUUGAUAGAAUUAGUGGUGUUCAAAAACAAGUUGUUGGUGAAGGUACCCAUUUUUUAAUUCCAUGGUUACAAAAAGCUGUAAUAUUUGAUGUUCGUACGAAACCAAAAUCGAUUGCAACAAAUACAGGUACAAAAGAUUUACAAAUGGUUUCAUUAACAUUAAGAUUAUUACAUAGACCUGAUGUUUUACAAUUACCAAGAAUCUAUCAAAAUCUAGGUUUAGAUUAUGAUGAAAGAGUAUUACCAUCGAUUGGUAAUGAAGUAUUAAAAUCGAUUGUUGCACAAUUCGAUGCAGCUGAAUUAAUUACACAAAGAGAAAUUGUUUCACAAAAGAUUCGUGAUGAAUUAGCAAUGCGUGCAAAUGAAUUUGGUAUUAAAUUAGAAGAUGUUUCAAUUACUCAUAUGACCUUUGGUCAAGAAUUUACAAAAGCUGUUGAACAAAAACAAAUUGCACAACAAGAUGCAGAAAGAGCAAAAUUUUUAGUUGAAAAGGCUGAACAAGAGAGACAAGCUGCUGUUAUUCGUGCAGAAGGUGAAGCAGAAUCUGCUGAAUGUAUAUCAAAAGCUUUAAGUAAAGUCGGUGAUGGUUUAUUAUCAAUUAGAAGAUUAGAAGCAUCAAAGGAUAUUGCAAAGACAUUAUCUAGAUCUAAUAAUAUAACAUAUUUACCAAGUAAUAGAGGAUCAGGUUCAAAUGAUGGUAGUGAUGGUACACCAAAUAGUUUACUAUUAAACAUUGGUCGUUAA